Messenger RNA from Physella acuta, 1961 nucleotides. Its product is annotated as protein kinase C. Gene Ontology annotation, biological process: protein phosphorylation. Lineage: Eukaryota; Metazoa; Mollusca; Gastropoda; Physidae. The record is from RefSeq and is a predicted model, not a curated record. Gene Ontology annotation, molecular function: ATP binding; protein kinase activity.
ACAAUAAUUCCAUUACGAGACUUAGAUGUGCCAAAUAUUCUUCUUGAUUCUUCUUGAUUCAACUUUAUUCAUAUAAGUGAGGAACUGCCUUGGACGAUGUCGCGGGCCCCGAGGGUCAACAAGAUCAAACAUGGCCAGCCCCUGGCCGAGCGCUACCCCGUGCUGGCUCAGAUCGACUGUUUCUGCUUCAAAUGUGGCAAACUUAUGCCGGACAAGCUAGAGGCGCCCUCUUCAAUCUUGGAGUUAGAGGAACUGAUUCACGCACAGCACAAAGUUCCUGCCGACAGUCAAGUGAAAACACAGAAAACGGCGUCAAUGAAAAACUAUUUUCUGGACAAGAAGAACCCAAGAAACUUGACCUUUCCUUGGCUGACCAACGAGUACAUUCGCAAUACGAGAAACUUGUCACUACAACGAAGGCAGACGUCCAUGCACUUGAACACUGUUAACGAUCUGUACAUUUUGUUGGAUAUCUUCUCAACCUCCAAAAACUCUUUGAUUUACUAUGCUAAAAAUAAAAAGAAUGAUGACCUCUGCGCUAUCAGGUUGUACCACUGUAAUGGAGUAGAACAGGAGAAGCUAGCACAUAAGGAGGCAAAGAUCCUGGAACUGGCCCGAGAGUGUCCGUUUGUUGUCAACGUUCAAGAGUGCUUCAAAACUUUGAGCGGCCACUACCUGGUGAUGGAGAGCUUUGGUCUGACGACGCUCCACAACCUGAUCAAAAACAAAUUCCACUUGAUCGAUGAGGAGCUCAGGAUUUAUGCUGCCCAACUGGUCACAGCCCUUAUAUUUCUACACGGGUGUGGUGUUACUUUAAGGAACCUGACGGCAAGUACCAUUGGUGUUUUGACGGACGGCAACUUGAAAAUUUUUGACCUGGAGGAAGCAUACCUGAAUAAUGGGCAGGACCUGUUUGAAAACUACGGUCUGCAAGCUUACCACCCCCCAGAGUUUAUCACCAGUCUGAGAUAUUCAAGCGAGGCUGACUGGUGGUCACUCGGGGUCAUCCUCUAUCUCCUGAUGCAUGGCAAGAUGCCCUUUGUGGGGCCGAACCGCCGACAGCUUUACUGGAACAUUGUUUACACCAAACCUCACUUCCCGCCCCUACACGCCGAGACUAGCGUGUCACUUGUCACAAUGCUGCUAGAGAAAAACCCAGCAGCCCGAUUGAGCGGGGCGACCAUCAGACACCACCAGUUCUUCUCACAGAUCGACUGGGUCAAGGUCGGCGAGCGGACGUACGACCCGCCCUUUAGGAUUCCAGAGCACGCGUUGUGUCGGAUGCCAGCAAAACUCUGCAACCCUCUUGAUUGCACGCGAGAAGGUCUGGAAGUUCUGGAUUUGGACGUCGCCAUUGCCGCCAAAAAAAAGUUGACCAGAAAAUCCUUAACGCCAAUGUGUUUUGACGACUAUGAGCUGAGCACGGAUUGGACUGUGUACAUUAAACACCACGGCAAGAUGGACGAGGUUUUUGCCUACAUGAACAACCAUCUUGAGCCCCCUAGGUACCCAAUGACGGAGGGCAAGUUGUACGUAGAGGACUGUAUCCUAAAGCUCCAGGACCUGACUAUCUCCAGGAGUACAGAUGCACCGGAGUUGACACAAGUUCAAUUUUCACAAGCGUCCACAGCUGACUUGCUUACAUCCAACUACGUACCCGGGCGAAAAGGGACUCUAGGAGACAGAUACAUGUCCAUUACAAGGUUCAGGGAUUUGGCAACUAUGGACACUGGAGAGCUGGAUGAUGAGUGACACAAAUCAAUGAGUGCUAUCUACCUGUCUGCAACCAUAUGCAAGACAGUAGCUGUCAUUGGCCAGUCAAGUGUGACAGCAGCUGACAGUUGUCCUCCUGUCAUUGGCAAGCUUUUGUCACUUGACAUUUUGUUACUUGACAUUUUGUUACUUGACAUUUUGUUACUUGACAUUUUGUUACUUGACAUUUUGUUACUUGACAUUUUGUU